Molecule: messenger RNA, 711 nt
Organism: Nilaparvata lugens (brown planthopper)
Lineage: Eukaryota; Metazoa; Arthropoda; Insecta; Hemiptera; Delphacidae
Exons: 3
Coding region: 88-525 (145 amino acids)
Source: RefSeq, a predicted model, not a curated record
AGAAUUUUUAAGAACUUUGUCAUUUAUCAAAGUAGCCUACCUUAAUGAUAUGAUAUUACGAUUAUUGGUACUUAUUCUGAUUAUGCUAUGUACUUUUUUAUGAUUCUAGGAGAUUCUGAAUUGCAUCAGGAAUUGGAAAAAAAUGAAACUCCGCAAGAAUUGAAAAGCAAUGUCACUAGAGCAGACGCAGACGACAAUACAUUCAACAAAAUAAUGAUAGUAGAAGACGGCCAAGAAGUUGGAGGUAUUUCAGAAUCACUUGCGGAAUCAAAUAGCAAUAUGAAUUAUUAUUGCACAGAUGCAGAUGAAAAUACACUGAACAAAAUAGUCAUGGGUGAACUCUGCCAAGAAAUUGGAGGUAUUUCUGAACUACACGAGGAAUCAAAUAACAAUAUAGUUUGCACAGAUGAAUAUGAGAAUACAAUAAUCACUAUUGUCAUAAAUGGGAACUGCCAAGGAGGUAAAAAUUUUCAUAAUGAAUAUCUUUUUCUUUAUUCAUUUAUAUUCCAUCUUAUCAUGGAAUAAGAUCAUAUUAUUAUUACUUCUAUUCAUGUUAAUGCAGAUGCUACAUAGAUCUGUUUGGUUGUCAAAUGCUUCUUGGAUGAAGAUGCAGAAAGGUUAGAGCCCUAUGUGUGCAAGAUGGACUGACAAGAUUAUUUUGCCAACAGUAAACUGCCCAGCAUAUUAAAUUCAUCAGCAGUGUUCAGUGAA